Guillardia theta CCMP2712 is the source of this 300-nucleotide messenger RNA. RefSeq lists its product as hypothetical. NCBI's taxonomy places the organism in Eukaryota, Cryptophyceae, Pyrenomonadales, Geminigeraceae. The transcript is spliced from 2 exons. Gene Ontology annotation, molecular function: protein binding. The record is from RefSeq and is a predicted model, not a curated record. The annotation marks the transcript as partial.
ACGGUAGACCGACUGAUCCAGCUGCAUGCAAACGUCUCGGCUCGAGACGCUAGAGGACGGACGGCGCUGCAUCUGGCUGCAGAAGCCGGCCAUACCAACACGGUGGAGUGCUUGUACAAGAAUGGUGCAAAAAUCGACUCGAGGGAUGAUUUCGGUCGUUGCCCCAUCCAUGUGGCUGCCAGCCAUGGCAAAUUCUGGGUGAUCAGGCGAUUGUUCAAACACGGCACAGAGAUCGAUUUGGUGGAUCAUGACAACAGGACAGCUCUGAUGUUUGCGGCUUGGCAGGGAUGCGAGGAAACU